This is a messenger RNA of Botrytis cinerea B05.10, 748 nucleotides long. RefSeq lists its product as hypothetical. The transcript is spliced from 3 exons. Bases 177 to 485 code for a protein of 102 amino acids. NCBI's taxonomy places the organism in Eukaryota, Fungi, Ascomycota, Leotiomycetes, Helotiales, Sclerotiniaceae. The record is from RefSeq and is a predicted model, not a curated record.
GAUUGUGUGGAUAGUGAGGGAUGAUCUAUAAAGUUGACUUACUAACCGCCUAGUCAACAGCGUUAACAUCAAUUUUCUUCAAGACCAUCUAAGAUUCGACAAAACAGUAUCUAAACCUUCGAGCCAUCUCCUACAACUAAUUUCAAUCAAUCUUCCAUCUAAUAUAAUACUCCGACAUGUCUACCACUAACACAAAAUCGCCCGACAGAACAGCAUUCAACCAAACAGCUUAUUCACCACCCUUCUCCACCGACGAGCCAAAUAACAGACAAAGAGCCACAGCCGGAAUCAACACGAAUCCAUUACCGAAUCCUCCAACCUCAGAAGGACUUCGCGCACCAGCAGGAAAUCUACUUAAAGGCGCCACAGAAGCAGACGGCAGUCUAAAACCAGCCGCUGUAAUGGUCGGUAUCAAACUUGAUCUCGAAGCCGAAGUUCACCUGACGGCACGCAUACGCGGUGAUAUCGUUAUUGGACUUUACUGAGAAAAAAGAAAGAAGAAAAAAGAAUGUUGCAUUUGCGUUUUGCAUUAGCGAGGGAUAGGGAAUAUUAAUUAAUUAAUUAAUUAAUGCGAUGGAUUGGAAUUUUCUUGAUAUUUUUUUUCUUGCGGGUUGGGAGGAUUUGCAGGUGCUUUCUAGAAAUAUGGGACGGAAAAUUGGUCUAGUUCUUGCUUUGGAUUUUUGGAAGUUUGUAUAAAAGUUAGAAUUAUAAUUAGACUUUUAGAGUCAGAAAAUAAAAACUCGAAUCA